GAGGGCGAGAGAGGCAUUUCCCGGUUGAGAAACGCACGGAUGCCGAAUUCUCCGCCCGCCAGACACCGUCCAUCAUCUCGCCGGAGCUCCGCGGCGCUUCCCUGUGACCGGCGGCGCUGCUCUGCCAUGUAGUACAAAGGGAACAUCGAGAGAAAUAUGAAAAUGCUCCGAUUCCGCACUUCGAGCCUCCGGUCUCUGGACCAGGAGAUCCUGUGCACGGUGAGACUGCUGGACGACUCGGAGAUCUCGUGCAGCAUCCAGAGAGACACCAAGGGCCAGUUCCUGCUUGAUCACGUCUGCAACCACUACAGCCUCCUGGAGAAGGACUACUUCGGCAUCCGCUAUGUGGACCAGGAAAAGCAGAGGCACUGGCUGGAGCCCAACAAGUCCAUCGUGAAGCAGAUGAAAGCUCAGCCACCGUACACCAUGUGUUUCAGAGUCAAGUUUUACCCCCACGAGCCUAUGAAAAUAAAAGAAGAGCUCACCAGGUACCUCCUGUACCUGCAGCUGAAAAGGGACAUUUACCACGGCCGCCUGCUGUGCCCCUUCGCCGAAGCGGCGUACCUCGGGGCCUGUAUCGUGCAAGCCGAACUAGGGGAUUACGACCAGGACGAACACCCCAUGGACUACAUGAGCGAAUUCAAACUGUUCCCCAAGCAGAGUCAGAAGCUGGAGAGGAAGAUCAUGGAGAUUCACAAGAACGAGCUAAGGGGGCAGUCUCCUGCCUUGGCCGAACUCAACCUCCUUCAGAGAGCACACACGCUGGAGACGUACGGAGUCGAUCCCCACCCCUGCAAGGACUUCACAGGAUCCACAGCAUUUCUCGGGUUCACAGCCACCGGCUUCGUGGUGUUCCAGGGAAACAAGAGGAUCCAUCUGCUGAAAUGGGCUGAUGUCAGCAAACUGAAAUUUGAAGGGAAGACAUUCUAUGUGAUUGGGAUUCAGAAGGAGAAGAAACUGGUGCUGACGUUCCACACCUCCACGCCAGCCGCCUGCAAACAUCUGUGGAAGUGCGGGGUGGAGAACCAGGCCUUCUACAAGUGUGCAAAAUCAAGCCAGAUAAAGACGGUUUCCAGCAGUAAUAUCUUUUUCAAGGGCAGCAGAUUUCGGUACAGUGGAAGAGUUGCUAAAGAGGUUAUAGAGGCCAGCUCAAAAAUUCAGAGAGAUCCCCCAGAGGUGCACAGGUCCAACUUUGGCCAGAGCAGGAGCUUUAACUCCCUGAGCAACAAACACCUCAUCAUGAACAUGGAGCCUCUGUUGCCAGCACUGCCCUCUCCCAGGGAGCACGAAGAGAUCCCCACAGACUCCAGUCUAUUGGCCCUGAAGGAGUCUGUGCACCUCUCCCCCCUGAAACUGCCCAUCUCACAGCUGGAGGCAGGGGAAGAAGCGGGCGAGAGGGUCGGUGAUGUUCCUCUUUCGGAGGAACAGGCUCUAUGUGAAGAGAAGGAACAGGAGGAGGACGAAGAAGAGGAGGAGGAGGAGGAGGAAGAAGGUGCCCUGACCAUCUCUGAGUUGAUGUACAACCCAUGUGCCAGCCUCCUGCCCACUCCAGUGGAGGAUGGAAGUGGCGUGGACCACCUCUUUGAAAGCCCUGUGAAGCUGUUGAAAGAACUGCAUGCUGACCCUGAGCUGCAAGAGGAGCUAGAGGUGGAGCGAGUGCGUCAGAGAGCUGAGGCAGAGCAAAUGAGCGAGGUGCGCAGGGUGCUGGGCUGUGGGUACAGCCUGCUGACGGGAAACAAGCAGGUGAACGCCUGCCUGCGCAGCCUGGCCCGCCUGCUGGCUGUGUGCCUGGGCCUUCUGAUGGUGCUGCUGCCUCUACUGCUGGUCCUGCUCGAGUCUGACAUCGACAUCUCCUUCCUGCACGAGAUCCGCCAGACCCCUGAGUUUGAGCAGUUCCACUACGAGUACUACUGCCCUCUGCGACGUUGGGUGGCUUGCAAGAUAAACAUUGUUCUGGAGAAACUGGGGGUUGAAUGAGAACUAAGGAGCAAUUAAACUUCUCUGACGACUAGUACAGUGGGCUGAGCUUGGUUCGGUUUGAAGGGUUGCUUUCAUCUGCAGGUUAUUUCUGUGUGGUCACCUUUUUGCCAGCUUUGUGGAUACUGAUGGUCAGGAAUUGCGGUCGAUUUACUUGGAGGCAUUCACAGACACACACACACACACACACACACACACACACACUCAAGAAGAUUGAAGUAGAAGAUUUGCUACUCAACAAGGUAGCAAAGUACUGUAAUUUUUCUGCCAGAUUACAUUUUAUAUUAAUAUUUAGCACCAGAGAUAAGUCAGUGCUUUCAAGCUGCAUGAGGUAGCAAGCAAGGUGCUAACAUGACAUCUAAGCAAAGAGAACUGAUGUUCUAAAAAUGGGAGUUGAACCUGUAUGGUGUUGCAGUCAAGAAGAGGUGCACUUUCAACUGAGCAAUGGUAUGUGUGAAGGCUCCCACUACUGAGAAACAGGAAAGUACGGAGAGGUAAAAACCAACCGAGCUGUGACUGUUGCCUUUUAGUACAAUCAUUGAAGUAAACACUUAAACUGAUAACUGAUGUCUGUAUGGAACUACUCAUUAUUAGGGUCCUUAAAUUAUACCAACAGAAUCUCAUAUAUUAUCAUUGUGUAAACCAGCAGCUGAAUAAAUAAUUAGCCAGGAUCUGUGGUACAAGCGUGCCUGUUAUUUUUUAGCAGUACUGAUGUUUAAUUACAUAGAAAUAGCACCUAUUUGAAAGCAGCCCUGAUUUUUAGCAUCAAUCCUUAUGUUUAAAAGACAACUACAGCCUAUAGAUAUAUGUAUAUUUAAAAAUAAAACUUUAAGCUGUUUUUAAUGUUUUGUAUAUUUUUAUGUGAUACAAGAAUUUCAGGAAUUUUUCAGUCUGAAAAUCUACUUCACCUUUAAAGGUACAGAUAUGUUGGAGACGGGGGCACAGGGAGAGGUAAGAUAUUUCUAUGUACACUGUUAAGUUACCUAGAAAGGUAGCACUGUGGGUUUUUACAAGAUACAGCACAAUGUUUUAAGAUGAAGAUAUACGGUAUUGCCUGGGAUUUUGUGCAUGGUGUUACAGAGGUAUUGCCAGAAGUAAAUGAAAUAUGUUUUGUUUUGUGUUGAACUGUGAGUCCAUGUGUACUGCCCUGGCUGUUUGAAGUCCAGGAAUCUGGUCUGAAGAUGGAGCAGUGGUGUCCAUUUGCAGUACAUUUAUGCCCAGCUGACAAUGAAAAUGUCCACAGCUACUGUGGUCCUGCCAUGGAAGUGUGAACCUGGUAGCAUUAGGAAUCUGACAGCAGAAAUCCCCAUAUUCUCAGGUGUGAGGCUUGCUGUGUAACAUGGCAAAGAAGCAAUCUGUGAGCUGAAGAGGAAUUCCCAGUUACAGUACAAUUACCCCGCAAACACAGCGCCAUACAAAACUGCACUUGGCUUCAGCAAAAUACAGCCAGAGGCUAAAAAAUUUAAAUUAUUCAGAACAUUGGUCACAAUUUGGAAGCCCAAGUGCUUUAAUGAUAUCUUGUUGGACAUUACUCUCAGGAAAGGAGGAAGGGCAGUUGAUUGAUGUCAUCUUUGUGUGUAUGCACACGCAGAAUAAGCUCUAUUAAAAUAUAUAUGCAUUAGAAAUGUUUUCCUACCCUAUCCAUCGUUCAUUGUUUUCUGUGUGCUCUCUGUUUCACUCAGUCAUUGGUGGUGAGGUUCAGUCAUUGGAUAAGCCUUCACUUAAGUACAAGGAAGUGCAUUCCAAUAACUGCAAAGCGCGAAGCACUUGAAUACAUUGACAUAUCUCUGUACCUCAAAUUUUUACCUUGAUCAUAACAGCCCCUACUGUAAGUAUGUACAGUUUUACUACAUCAGUUACUUUAUUUGAAGAUGUCAAGAUGACCACCACACAUACAGAAAGUGAUAUGUCACUUCAGUAAAACCAAAGUAUCAUUUAAAAUAUUAAUCAUAUAUGUAAAUAUGCAUAAACUGCAUUAGAGUAAUUGAUGUCUGUUGUCUAUGCUCUAAACCCAGUUCUGGCCAUGUCAUUUACUUCUAGUAAGAUAUCACCAUUUUCCCUCUGAGCUAAUGUAUAUUAAAUACUACAUUUGGAAUCCCAGUGAAGAAAAAUGAAUACACUGUGCUCUUGUUUUGCAACUUCAAUUUUGAUUUUCGCCAUUUGCAGAUAUGUACCACAACUUGGGUGAAUUUUAUUUGUUUUCACUUGAAAAUAUUAGUAAGAUUUUACCUGCAUGUGUAUGUAUGUAUAUAGUGUAUCAAUACAAAUCACAGCUUACAGAGAGCAGUAGACUAUAUUGUAAAGAAAAUGUUGUUUUCUGCUGUAUAAUGAAACGUCCCCUUCCUGUCAUAUACGUGCAUGGCUACCACAUAAAAAACAAACAUGAACAUUGUACUUUACUUUGCCUUCCUUCUUGUAAGGUACAUAUAGAGUAUUGUGAGGUUUCUUUUUUGUUUCCAAAAGCAUCUCUGUCAGGGGGGCACCUGUAAAAAAAAAAAAAAAAAAAUGCAAAAGUGGUAUUAAAUC
Scleropages formosus (Asian bonytongue) is the source of this 4503-nucleotide messenger RNA. It is a transcript of the gene frmd3, whose product is annotated as FERM domain containing 3. NCBI's taxonomy places the organism in Eukaryota, Metazoa, Chordata, Actinopteri, Osteoglossiformes, Osteoglossidae. Bases 157 to 1977 code for a protein of 606 amino acids. Gene Ontology annotation, molecular function: cytoskeletal protein binding. The transcript has 14 exons. The record is from RefSeq and is a predicted model, not a curated record. Gene Ontology annotation, biological process: actomyosin structure organization. Gene Ontology annotation, cellular component: cytoskeleton.